CGUCCCUUUGUUUUGAUCAUCCUUUAUCGAUAUAGAUGCAUUGAAUAUUACCAUUGCUUGAUACCAUCAUACCCCAUUCACGCCAUUUCAUCAUCAAUCGAGCAUAUCAUACCAUAUUCACUAUCAUGCCUGUCACCAGAAAACGCAAGGCCAUCAGCCCCGACACCAGCAAACAGAACACCAACCAGAAUAUCAAGAGCUUUGGACGCGUUACGAAGAGCCAGCCUGUCGACAAGAGUGCGAAGAAGCGCAAGAUAUUAGAUCCAGUCACCAUUGAUACAUUAUCAUCAACAACAAACGAUACGACCAUUUCUCCCGAGAAGGACAUCACGAGGCAUGAGGAGGGAGUGAAGACAACGACGACACAGUCAAAGAAGAGAUCAAGAGACACGGAAGAGGAAGUUACAACACCACAGAACAAGAGAUUCAGAAAUGCUCUACCACCAACACCUGCAGAGACACCGUCAAAGAGCGCCUCUAAACUCUUCGAACGCUUGAUAAUCGACAAUGUUGCCUCUGCUCCGGCCACACAAGAUGAAACAGUCUACGACACACCUCCUCUCACACCUCGCGCUUUCAGAAGCCUCGGCUCAUCAUUACCCACCACCGACCUUCCACCUCAACUACAAGAGUUGACGCGGCUGUUCAGAGCCUUCCUCUCCAGCACAUCCCUCUACGCCUCUCACAAUGGCCUCGGCACGCCAAUGUACAUUACUAGCUUAUUACCACAUGUUACAAGAACAUGGAAGAAAAGAGCCGUCACGGAGCACGACUUUCAGAUCAUGCUCGGUGUCCUGGGAAAGAAUGACACUUUCGAGCUGGCCGACAAUGGAGAAGGCAGCCUCUGCAUUGAGCUUCUCGAGUCCAACAGGAGCACGACUGGCCACUUCAACCAACCCGAGAUGACCCAACUCUUCCAGGAUCGUUUGUCAGCACUCUGGAAUGAAUGGACUGCCUCAUCACCAACAGCAAGAUCAAACAUCGAAGGCUUCUUGGCACACAUUCCGAGAUGCGAAGUCAUCACGAGCCAAGUCGCAGCCAGCACAAACACUCACAUGUCAAAGGGCGCAGAACGCCUUCAAGACUUGAAAGCAGGAGCAGUAGCUGCCCGCGCAGCCGAAUCGGCCUCCCGCAAACCCCUUGUCCACAACUCUGCGAAAUCAGCCGCCGCAGUCGCAAGUCGUGGAAGCAGCCUCCUUGACCGCAUCCUUGCCAAGCAAGCGGCAAACCUCAACAAAGUAGACGGCCCUACUCCUGAUCAACUCGCCCGCCUCUCAGCUCUAGAUCGCAUCACCGAUAUCGUCGACGUCCUGGAUAACCUAGCCGCCGGUCGCGCCAGAGCCAGCUUCUCCACCAAAACACUCGUAUCGAACCUCCAAAACUCCUUGCGCAGUCCUCUUUCCGCAGAAGAAGGUCUGAAGUGUUUGGAGCUCAUGGCCGCAGAAGUCUCACCUACCUUUGUCAAGAUCAUUCGUGCUGGAAGUGUUGAUGCUGUUGUUGUCACCAGGGCGGGAAAGCCUUCGCCUGAGCAAUUGAGCACCAGACUCGAUUCCGCCAGGGCUGCUUGAGUGUGUGUUCGUGCGGGAAGAAAUGACGGACGUUAUUGUUAUCAUGCCACUGGAUGGCUAAGGAGGAAAGAUGAAAUAUGGGAAAUCGAUCUUGUAGAUUAGAUGCAUCCAUCGAUAUUAUUACCUC
This is a messenger RNA of Aureobasidium pullulans EXF-150, 1695 nucleotides long. RefSeq lists its product as uncharacterized. The transcript has a single exon. The coding region runs from base 126 to 1568 and encodes 480 amino acids. The record is from RefSeq and is a predicted model, not a curated record. Lineage: Eukaryota; Fungi; Ascomycota; Dothideomycetes; Dothideales; Saccotheciaceae.